Orussus abietinus is the source of this 928-nucleotide messenger RNA. Its product is annotated as neurotrimin. The transcript is spliced from 5 exons. The record is from RefSeq and is a predicted model, not a curated record. Gene Ontology annotation, biological process: synapse organization. Bases 1 to 894 code for a protein of 297 amino acids. Gene Ontology annotation, cellular component: neuron projection membrane. Lineage: Eukaryota; Metazoa; Arthropoda; Insecta; Hymenoptera; Orussidae.
AUGGCUCUGAGAUGGCAGGCCGGGCUGUCCAUCGCUGCCAUACUCUUCAUGUGCACCGAAGAUACUCUGAGCAUGGGAGACCGGACCAUGGACACCAUGGAGAGACACGGAGUCCAGGGUAGACCUCGGCAGCAGCUCCUGGACUCCGGGCUGAAAGCAAAACCGGAUCCAAAUUUCGACUUCAAUCAGCCCACGAAUGUCACCGCCCUCGUGGGAAAAUCGGCCUACCUCACCUGCCGAGUCAGGAAUCUCGGCGACAAGAUCGUGUCCUGGGUGAGGCACAGGGACAUCCACAUCCUGACUGCCGGGGCCUACACCUACACCAGCGACCAGCGGUUUCAGGCCCUCCAUCGGCAGAAUUCGGGCCCGAACAACGAGUGGUCCGAGUGGACACUUUGCAUCAAAUGGGCCCAAGAACGGGACCAGGGGAUCUACGAGUGCCAGAUCUCCACCGUCCCCCUCAAAGCCCAUCAAUUUCACCUAAACGUCGUCGUUCCUACGGCCACCAUCUUGGGAGGUCCAGAGCUGUACGUGGGCGCUGGCAGCACGAUAAACCUCACCUGCGCCAUUCACUUCAGCUCGGAGCCGCCCGCCUACAUCUUCUGGUACUACAACAAGAACGUGCUGAGCUACGACAGUCCCAGGGGUGGAGUUUCGGUGAUAACCGAGAAAGGAAGCGACGUCACGACAUCCUGGCUACUCAUUCAGGCGGCACAGCCCUCGGACUCCGGGGAGUACAGUUGCACGCCGAGCAACGCCAACACCACUUCCGUCAGGGUCCACGUCCUGAACGGAGAGCGACCCGAGGCGAUGCAGACAGGAACCGCGGGGCCGAUCCUGUCCUCGAGCUGCCUCCUGGUGUCCCUGAUCAUUUUGUACAUAUCCUCGGCGUAAGGAAGGACACGCCGACUCGAUGGAAAACGACCGA